AUGAGCAGGGAUAGUCAAUUGAACUCCUCACUCAACUUAAACAACGGCGAUCACAUCAGCCACAGUAGCGAUAAUGAAAACAUCCUCAACUGCUACGUUGACAACAACAACAGAAAUGACGUUAACGUCAACAUUUUCUACAACAACGAAGACGAGGACAACAACAACAACACCCAGCGCUCUGAAGAUGCCUUCUAUAAGAAACAAAAUGAACCUCUCUUCUAUCUCGACACCCCACCUUACUUCCAAUAUCAUCAACUCUCAGCAUCUCCUGAACAACAACAACAACAACAACAGCAUCAUCAACAACAACAAGUCAAAAAUAUAAUUAACAUUGAAUGUUUCUCGUCAUCAUCAACAACGUCAACAGCAGCAACAGCAUUAACUGGCAUUCAACAUUAUCAGCAUCGUUAUCAAGAGGGCAGUGAACAUCAAGGUCUGGAUCAUUAUCAUUGCAGUCACACUUCUCCGCAAAUUCAUCAACAACACACGAUUGAGUUUCAAGAACUGCAAACACCAAUCCACCAUCUUUGUCAUCGCCCACAUCCACAGCAAAAACAACAGCAACAACAACAACAACAGCAACAACAACAACAACAGCAACAACAACAACAACAACAACAACAACGCAGACUGCAAACACAGCACCACAGAAAACAACAUCAACAAAACCAAGAAGAACUUGAAGAAGUUGCUCGUCAGCAGCCAACGAAAUUCAACUUGAACACCAAAGAAAGAAAAAAAUCGAAUUCACAAAAGCAUUUUGAAGUGUCAAAAGAAAUACAUCAGCUUCAUCAACGCCACUACCACCAUCAUCACCCGCAACCGUUGCAGCAGCAGCAACAACAACAGCAACCUCCCCAUCAUCGUCAUCAUCAACAACAAAUCGUUCAAGAGUGUCCACGUACACACAUUCACACACAUCAUCUGCAACAACAUCAGCAGAAACAACACCUCGGAAAACAAUCUUCUUUACAAUCCACACAUUUAAGUGAGCAAACAAGCCGGCAACAUUCAUUCAACCAAGAAUUUAUAACAGUUGAGCAACAAAAGCAACAGCAACCAUCAUUGCAUCCGCAUCGCAAGUCGUCUCCAGCACCACCGACGACUUCGACAACAAAGACGCCAACGACAAAAACAGCAGCAACAACCUCAGCAACAACAACCACGUCUGCUUCAGCUCCUACAACCACCUCCUUCAAACUGUCCUACGUUGACUUUCCACCGCGAUGUGCCGGCGCAGGUAACAUCAUCUGCGCCCCAGAGUAUGAAAGAUUUGAGUUAGUUCCAUUUGCAUCAUUCUUCAAUUUUUAG
Helobdella robusta is the source of this 1314-nucleotide messenger RNA. RefSeq lists its product as hypothetical. Lineage: Eukaryota; Metazoa; Annelida; Clitellata; Rhynchobdellida; Glossiphoniidae. The transcript has a single exon. The record is from RefSeq and is a predicted model, not a curated record. The coding region runs from base 1 to 1314 and encodes 437 amino acids.